GAAGUCGUUAAGUUUGCGUGGCCUCAGCUGUGUGCGUGUUUCUGUCCCGCAGACUCAGUCACAUAUAAUCCACAGUGACUCUUCCAGCAUCAUCAUCACUGUCCUGUUCGGAUGGCCGUGUGUUCUCCUGCGGCUCGCAGCUCAACACCUGUCCCUCUGAACCGCCUGAAAACUGCGUAUUUAUUAGUGACCACUCGGCAGUGGCAGCAGUGACUCCACCAUCGCCAUGGCCUCUGUCACCUCCACCCCCGCCGCCGCCGCCGCCUCUGCCAGCCGCACCAGCCGCUCCACAUCCCGCCGCAGCGCGGCCGCCGCCGGCCUGGCCUCAUCCAGGUGCAGCCCGACCAGCCUGUCCCGCAUCCACGAGAAGGAUGACCUGCGGCAGCUCAACGACCGCCUCGCCAACUACAUCCAGCGGGUCCAGGAGCUGGAGAGCGAGCGGGCCUCCAUGCUGGUGCUGCUGGAGGAGAAGGAUGAAUCGAAAAGCCGGGAGAUGAGCAACGUGCGGCGGUUGUACGAGGAGGAGUUGGCCGACGUGAGAAAGUGCCUGGAUGGCCUGGCCGGGGAGAAGGCCCGCCUGCAGAUCGACUACGGGAAUCUGUGCGAGGAGUUCAGGAAAAUUCAAGCCAGGUUCCAGAAGAAGGAGAGCGACCUGGCGAACGCGUUGGCUCAGUGGAGGAAAGUCGAGGCGUCUCUUAGCUCCAAGGAUGUUGAAUGCAGCAAGCUGACGUCUGAAAACAGAACACUGCAGGAAGACUUCACCGACCUGCAGGGCCAGUUUGAGAAUGUAGAGGGCGUUCUAUCGGACACCAGGAACCAGCUGACCUCAGAGAUCCUGAGGAGGGUGGACAUGGAGAACCAGGUGCAGACACUCCGAGAACAGCUGGAACUCCAGAGGAACAUUAGCGAGCAGGAGAUCUUGGAGAUUCGCAGCCGCCACGAGAGCCGCCUGGUGGAGAUGGACUCAGGGAGAUGCAGAGAGUUUGAGAGUAAACUGGCUGAGACGAUGCAGCAGCUCCGCCAGGACCACGAGUCUCAGCUGCAACAGUACAAAGAGGAGAUCGACAAGACCUUCAGCUCAAAGUUGGAGAAUGCCCAGCAGGCUGCAUUUGAGAAGAAUGAUGCCAUGUCAGCCACUAAAGAUGAACUGGAGACCACCAAACUGAGAGUGGAGACCCUCAGCUCUCAGCUCCAGGUGUACCAGAAAGAUAAAAUGGUGCUGGAGAGUCGCUACCAGGACCUGGAGAGGACUCUGGACAGGGAGCGGGAGCUUUGGCAGCAGAAAACGAGUCAGAAGGAGCAGGAGCUGCUGAACAUGAGGAGCCAGAUGUACAGUCAGCUGGAAGACUACGAGAACCUGCUGGAUGUCAAGCUGGCUCUGGACAUGGAGAUCAAUGCCUACAGGAAGAUGCUGGAGGUGGAGGAGCAGAGAUUGCAUCUGUCACCCAGUCCCUCCCAGCGUACCACCGUCCCCCGAACCCACGAACACAGCAGCCGCAAAGCCAGAGGGAAGAAACGCAAACAUGAGGGAGCCACUGGCAGCUCACCUGCCUAUAAGAUGUCCAGUCGGUCAACAGACCAUGGCGUUGUGAGCGUGGCAGAGGUGGACAUGGAUGGAAAAUAUGUCCGACUGAAGAACAACUCUGAAACGGAACAGUCGCUGGGAGGCUGGGUUGUUCGUAGGAUUUACCCAGACUCUGGUGACAUCUCCUUCCACAUCCCCUCCUCCUGUGUCCUGACCGCUGGGCAGACGCUCACAAUCUGGGCAGCAGGAGCAGGGGUGGAGGCUGUUUCUGGCGACCUGGUCCUUCAGGGCCACAGGAGCUGGGGCCCCACCACCAAUGUGAGGGUCGUCCUCCUCAACGCCAACCAUGAGGAGAUGGCUGAGCGCAGUCUAUGUAUGCAGGUCAGAGGUGAUGAGGAAGAGUUCGAUGAAGAAAUUGUCUCGGGCAGUGCCAUCCAGCAUUUUCGGAGACAGGAACUUUCUAAAGAGGCGAGCUGUGCCGUCAUGUGAAUGCGUGUCCAUUUUUCUGCUGUCCUUCAUGUCUGCCCGGAAAACUGGACUGGCUUUGGUCUGCUGUUGUCUGGUUCCAGUGUUGUUCCCUACAGAAAACUACAGUAGGACACAGAUGUGUUAGUGGAGAGCUCCGAUGCCUUAUUGAAACAGUAUGAACCUCUGUAUUUGUUUAGUCUCUGAUUUGCACAAGACCAGAUGUGAGCUUUGCCUUGAUUUGAUCUAAUUUAAAUGAUUAUUUAAAUGUUUGUGUGUGUGUGAAAUAAGUGUUGGAAUAAAGUUUUCUUAACAAAUACAGUAAAGUCACACGCUUUACAUAUGUGUGGUCAAAUGUCUCACUGAUCAUAAAAAAAGAGAAAGCAAGAAUUAAGUUUAGGUUUUUGGAAGUAAUCUUAAAGCGAUUACACACUAAUGCAAAACUACUAAUGGUAGUAUAUUCAGUGUGCCAAUAAACCCUCAAAUGUUUCACACUGGACCUUAAAGUCUGAUAUUUUAAUGCUUUAGUUAUCUCACCGUUGCUCUUUCCUAACCACAAAGUUUGUCACUUUAUAAACUGUAAAACAUUCACUUACUGCAUUAAAGCAUAUACAAACUGG
Solea senegalensis (Senegalese sole) is the source of this 2610-nucleotide messenger RNA. RefSeq names its product lamin L3 (gene lmnl3). The record is from RefSeq and is a predicted model, not a curated record. The transcript has 11 exons. Bases 227 to 2014 code for a protein of 595 amino acids. Lineage: Eukaryota; Metazoa; Chordata; Actinopteri; Pleuronectiformes; Soleidae.